This is a messenger RNA of Sebastes umbrosus (honeycomb rockfish), 1846 nucleotides long. It is a transcript of the gene lyve1a, whose product is annotated as lymphatic vessel endothelial hyaluronic receptor 1a. Bases 84 to 1013 code for a protein of 309 amino acids. The record is from RefSeq and is a predicted model, not a curated record. NCBI's taxonomy places the organism in Eukaryota, Metazoa, Chordata, Actinopteri, Perciformes, Sebastidae. Gene Ontology annotation, molecular function: hyaluronic acid binding; transmembrane signaling receptor activity. The transcript is spliced from 6 exons. Gene Ontology annotation, cellular component: plasma membrane. Gene Ontology annotation, biological process: cell adhesion.
CCUGUCAUUUGGCUCACAUGCACACCGUGCAUCGCUUGCCAUCCCUCUGCAUUCAUCCGACUCCACUCUGACCAGUCAUAAGUAUGAUCUGGCUUUGCAUCACAUCGUUGUUGUCAAUUACUCCAGUCAUCUCUGAUCAAACAAUUGACACAAGCCACAUCAGAGCUUUCCCAGCAGCAAACCAAACUGUUGCUGGAGUGUUCCAGGUCAGCGGUUUAAAUUACCGCAACCAGCCUGAGUAUGCCUUCAAUGCCUCUGACGCUCGGGGGCUCUGCUCGGCCCUCGGGGUCAAUAUUGCUUCGAAAGCACAAGUACAGGAAGCUCUCAGUAGAGGCUUCGAGACGUGCAGGUUUGGGUGGAUUGAUGAACACUUUGCAGUCGUUCCCCGCAUCAAGGCCGUUUCCUAUUGUGGCAAAAACCAGACGGGCUUGGUGCCAUGGCGAGCGCCUGUUACACAAAAGUUUGACGUGUUUUGCUUCAAUGAAUCAGAUGCUGCAACACAAUUGAAGGAUGCAACCACUGAUAACCCUUCUAAGGGCGCAAGCUCCACCCGGACCAUGCACUCUACAUCUUCCUCCACCCUUUCUCUUCCCUCUUCCUCCUCAACUCCUCAAACCAUAGACAGAGCGGCAGAACCGGUCCGGUUUGUCGGCACUGCACAAAGCUCUGCUGGAGUAAAGGCUAUAGCCAUCACCUCAACUUGUGCCCUUCUCCUUUCUGCAAUAAUCAUCUUUGCAUACAUAAAAUUGAGAAGGAGUCGCACUCUGAGCUCUGACAAGAAGCAGCAGCCAGAGUACAUCCAGACAGAAGAGUGGACAUGUGUGAAGGAUAUAAAGGAAACCAAGGAUACUGCGGAGGAAGAUGAGAGGAUAGAAGUGGAAGACGAUGCAUCCGAGGAAGAUGAGAGGAUAGAAGUGGAUGACGAUGCAUCUGAUGAAGAUGAGAGGAUAGAAGUGGAAGACGAUGCAUCUGAGGAAGAUGAGAGGAUAGAGGUGGAUGACAAUGCAAGUUAAACAUCUUUCUGAUGAGAUUUUUUAAGAAGCACUCCAUGGACAACUACUGAGUAAUAUUCAUUUUAAGAACAAAGAUGUGUUCCUUGUUUUGUGUGAAAGUGAUGGAACAGACUGUCCGUAAAGGGCAUUUAUUUUUGUAUAUGUAAUAAAUGUGUGUGUGUUAGUAUUUUCAGGUGCAGUUUAGCCACUAGAUGGCAAUGUUUGUUAUACAAUCAAUGUGAAGACUGAAGUCCUUUUAUUUUGUUUGCUGCUUCAGAUAAUGAACAUACAUGUAAAUGCAACAUUUCUACAACAUUUUUAAAAAGGCAUUUUUCAUUAUGAACUUAGGUAUCUCCCAUAACUUAGAUAUAUUGAUAUCUUUCCAAACCUCUUUAAAACAAGCUAUUUAAGAGAGAGACAGAGGAAAUGUACCAGACAUCAUCUGUUAUCAGAGUCGUCUCGACUGACGUUAUGUAACGCGCUCUCUCAGCCAUUAGUGUUCUUGUGUCUGAUGUACAGUGUAUACAGUAACUUAAAAACAUCACGUUAAAAAAACAGUAUCUAUGACAUACCCCCAUUCACAAAAUGGAGUGUAAGGUACAGUUGUUUAUACAUUGUGGGUUUGUGUAAUGACAAGCGUGUGAAUGUGCUUCACACGUCUGGCCCUCGACAGCUUUGUCUAAACUUUUUAAGAACAAAGUGCCAUCAGUCAUCCUAAGCAUGUGUCUUCACUUUACCAAACUCCUUAUCAACUUGUGACUUGCUUUUUAGUUGACAGGAUAUUGUAUUUUUAAUUAAAUCAUCACAGUCACUCACUGGCACUUUUCAAAAUAAAGGUAAAUGGUGAUUACUGA